Messenger RNA from Theileria parva strain Muguga, 1212 nucleotides. Its product is annotated as SVSP family protein. Lineage: Eukaryota; Apicomplexa; Aconoidasida; Piroplasmida; Theileriidae. The record is from RefSeq and is a predicted model, not a curated record. The coding region runs from base 1 to 1194 and encodes 397 amino acids. The transcript has a single exon.
AUGCGAAUAUACGGCAAAUACAAUUGUAUUUUAAUAAUUUUACUAGUGCAAUUUGCACACUGUGCUGAUAAACCAACUAAUUUACAACUAGGAGGUACUGGGGGUGAUGAAAGUGAUGAGGAUGAUAAUUAUAAUGUAGUAGUAAAGGAAUUGGAAGACCUGAUUGAGGAAGAUGAGGCUAACAAUAUUGAUGAAGAUGGAUUUGAUACUGUUGUAACACAACUGGAAGAUUUAGUGACUGAUGAUAUUGACCAACAACCGAAUAAACUCCACAAACCUGAUUUACCACCUUAUUUAACUCCCGGAACCUCAUCCAUAUCAACUCAUAAAGGACAUUAUCAGCCAAGUUAUAAAGCAGAAGCAGCUACUGAACCAAUUUAUUCAGAUUACGAUCCUGUUUAUCAACUACCAAAACCACACACUCAAGAAUAUCUACCGUAUCAACCACCUGAAAAAUUAGAACCUAAACCAUAUAACUUAUAUGGUCCUCAGAAAAUAGAGUAUUAUAAACCAGAACAACAUGAUCUUCAACCCCCCUUAAUAAGUAUUCCACCUAUAACUCAUUCAAAAAUUGGUAUGGGAAUACCAAUUAUCCCGGAAUUGCCUUAUACUAAGAUAUAUAAAUUAGAUGAUAACGAUAAAAUACUUCCAGUGACUCAAAAAGACAUAGACAUAGUUUUGAGCAACUCAUCUCUAGUAAUGCUAAAAUUAAUGUGCAGAUGUAAAAAAAUACUUCACUAUAAUUUAAAUGUCUGGGAGAAUAAGUCUGAAACUAGACAUCCGCUAAGAUUAGUAUACAAAAAAGCCUCCCAAAUCUACAACAUUAUUUUUAGAGAUAAAAUUUUAUCAAUGGUAUCCUACAAUCUAAGAUGGAGGAUGAAAGUUUUUUACAUUCCAAAUAAUCUUAGUUUUUACAUAAAAAUUGUUACGGGAAAAUUAGUAAAAGUUAGUGAUAAUAAAUAUUUUGUUGAACUUCUUGGGCCUAAUGUAUUUAAAUUCAGAAUUGACGAUAAUGUACCUGUAGAUACUGUUAAAUAUGAUGAUGAGAUUAUCUGGGAGAGAGAACCAAGUAGACCCUAUGUAAGAGUAAUAACUCAACUGGCUGGAGAACGUAUAGUAAGGUUUUAUUUUCCUGGUAAAGUCUUCGAAUGUACAUAUGAUGAAGGAGAAUGGAAUCGCAAGGUCAUCGGAUAAAAUUAAAAUAAUUUCAUA